CCGACUGCCGGGUUGGAGCGGAGGUUGACGGGUGCGCGGGCGCGGCGCGGUGCGGCGCGGCGCGAUGCUGGUGGACUCUCGCUUGCCAAGGCCACGGCCAGAAGUCUGGAGCCCUCCGUGACUCUAGUAGCUUUCAGCCUGCCUUCCUUUCUGGGCGGCGAGCCUCUUUGGGUACGGUGGCUGCAGGCACAGUGUAGGAACCGAGGACCCUACCGCCCACCCCGUCCCGCCUCCGUCUGCCAUGUCGACGGUUGAGGCCACGGCGACGGCCGAGGCCCAGGAACCAUACGGCAGACACAGGUCUAGCAGCCCCCGCCCCAGUCCGGUGAUCCGGGUGGUGACGGAGGAUGAAGUGGCGCAGGGUUUUUUCAAGUCUAUGGACCUUAAUCGUGUCAUCAAACUCCUUGAAGAGACUGAUGAAGAUGAUUCAGAAGCAAAACAACUUCAAUCUGUCAAGAAACUGGUGCAAUGUUAUCAGAAUGGACUUCCUCUGAGAGAUUUAGCACAGAUAUUUAAAAUUUUGAAUCUGUGUGCAGAAAAAAUUGAAAACCAGUCCUGUUUUGUAGAAUCUGCAUGUGAUAUACUAAAAUUAUGUGGCUUGCCAUUUUUGAAAAAGAAAGUAUCAGAUGAAAUAACAUAUGCCGAAGAUACUGCUAAUUCAAUCGCACUUCUGGGUGACUUAAUGAAAAUACCAAGUUCUGAGUUGAGGACACAGAUUUGUAAGUGUAUUGUUGACUUUUAUCAUGCAGAACCACCAAAGAAGCAUAUUACAGGUUACCAGCAAGCUAGUUCAUCAUACAAGAUUCAAAUGGCUGAAGUUGGAGGAUUGGCAAAAACAAUGGUCCAGUCAAUGGCCUUGCUCGAAAAUCAGCUUGUUGAGAAACUCUGGGUACUUAAAGUUCUGCAGCAUCUCUCAACUUCUGAAGUCAAUUGUAAUUUAAUGGUGAAAGCACAAGCAGCCAGUGAACUCUGUGUUCACCUUAAUGACUCAGAUCCCUCUGGACAGCUUCUAUUUCGUUCAUCAGAAAUACUUUGGAAUUUAAUGGAAAAAUCUUCAAAAGAGGAAAUAAUCCAACAGCUUAGUAACUUGGAAUGUUUGCUGUCUUUGAAGGAAGUAUUUAAAAAUCUGUUUAUGAGAGGUUUUAGUCAUUAUGAUCGUCAGCUUAGAAAUGAUAUAUUAGUGAUCACUACAAUUAUAGCUCAAAAUCCUGGAGCACCAAUGAUUGAAAGUGGUUUUACCAGAGAUUUGAUACUUUUUGCAACCUUUAAUGAAGUUAAAAGUCAAAACCCUUUGGUGAAAGGUCUUAAAUUUUCUAAUUCCUAUGAAGAUUUUGAGUUGAAGAAAUUGCUAUUCAAUAUAAUUGUGAUUUUAUGUAAAGAUUUACCAACUAUUCAGCUGCUAAUUGAUGGCAACGUCAUCUUGGCUUUGUUUACCUAUGUUAAAAAGCCUGAGAAACACAAAAUAAUUGAGUGGUCUGCUUCACAGCAUGAAGAAUUACAACUGCAUGCACUUGCCACUUUGUCGUCAGUGGCUCCUUUACUAAUAGAAGAGUAUAUGUCAUGCCAGGGAAAUGCUCAAGUCCUUGCAUUUCUAGAAUGGUGUGAGAAUGAAGAUCCCUUCUUUAGUGAGGGUAACAGUUUUCAUGGUACAGGUGGCCGUGGCAACAAGUUUGCCCAGAUGCGUUACAGCUUAAGACUCCUGAGAGCCAUGGUGUACCUUGAAGAUGAGACCAUAAACCAGGAUCUUUGUGGAAAAGGAGCAAUUCAGCAACUGAUAGGAAUGUUUAAAAAUACAAUAAGCAAGCCUAAUGAAAAGGAAGAGGCCAUUGUUUUGGAACUUCAUUCUGAUAUAUUACUUAUCUUAUCUGGUCUUUGUGAACAUCAUAUUCAUAGGAAGGAAAUUUUUGGAACUGAAGGUGUGGAUAUAAUUCUCCAUGUAAUGAGAGCAGAUCCCAAGAAGUUACAGAGUGGAUUAGGCUAUAACAUACUUCUUUUUAGUACAUUGGACAGCAUUUGGUGCUGCAUUUUAGGAUGUUAUCCCUCAGAGGAUUAUUUUCUUGAAAAGGAAGGAAUUUUUCUCCUUUUGGAUUUAUUGGCAUUGAACCAAAAAAAGUUCUGUAAUCUGAUACUUGGAAUAAUGGUUGAAUUUUGUGAUAAUCCCAAAACUACCGCUCAUGUCAAUGCUUGGCGAGGGAAAAAGGACCAGACAGCUGCUAGUCUCUUAAUUAAACUGUGGAGAAAAGAAGAAAAGGAACUAGGAGUAAAACGUGACAAAAAUGGAAAGAUCAUUGAUAUAAAGAAACCUCUAUUAAAGUUUCAAGAAGAACAAAAACCCAUGCCACUGCCUGCCAACUGCCCAACUGUUGCAGUUAUGGAUGUUGCUGAGAAUAUCAGAGCAAAAAUAUAUGCUGUGUUGGGAAAACUAGAUUUUGAGAAUUUACCUGGCCUAUCUGCUGAAGAUUUUGUCACACUCUGUAUCAUACAUAGGUAUCUUGAUUUUAAGAUUGGAGAAAUAUGGAAUGAAAUAUAUGAAGAAAUAAAAUUAGAAAAGUUAAGACCAAUCACUGCAGAUUCAAAAAAUUUGGAAGCUAUUAUAACAGCAUCAGAAAAUAUUGGAAAGAUGGUUGCUUCUCUGCAAAGUGAGAUGAUUGAAAGCCAAGCACGCCAAGAUGUACAAAAUGAACAAAAAGUAUAUGCAAAAAUACAAGCCACAAACAAGCAAAGAGAAUUGGCCAAUAAAUCAUGGAAAAAUUUCUUGGCUAGAACAUCAAAUGAUAAAACUUUAAAGAAAGCAAAAAGGCUUCAGGAAAAGGCUAUAGAAUCCUCUAGAACCAAUGAACGACCACAAAAUGCAAUAUUUCACCGGACAGAUAUUAAAGGCCUUAGCACAACGGUCUCCUUUGGUCGGGUAGUAACAGUGGAAAGCACUCCUGCUAGACUAACAGGAGGACCUCUGGCUGACACAGAUAUGGCUCUUAAAAAACUGCCUGUUCGAGGAGGAGCCUUACAGAGAGUGAAAACAGUUAAAACCAUAGAUGAGCCAAAGAAGAUUAAUCCUACAUAAAAUACUCUGGAGACUUUUUGAAAUAAAUUCUGCUUAUAAUUUUUCUAGUUAAAUUUAUCUUUAUAUACAAAUGUAAAUGAAAUAUUUUAGUAUAAAAUAUUAAUAAAAUAGUAAAAUACUAUAUAAAAAAGCACAUAUAUUUUUAUUGAAAGUAUCAACAUGUAACAAAUGUAACAUCAGAAAAGUUGCUAAUUCUCUUAAUUAAAAUUGUAAAACAUUGUUAUAUCAGUUAGGAAUCUUGGUUACAAAGACAGAGAAAACAGUGCCCUGAUGCUGCUUCCUACUUCCCAGUUCCCUAAACUAGGCCAACUCCAUCCAAAGCAUGUGGUGUAAGAAGCUGUAGGGGCAGAAUUAGGGCACUGUUUUCAAAAGUACAUAUGAAUAUUGGGCAGGGAAAAAAGGUCUACAGUCAUAUGUUGGCCAAAGUAAAAUAAGUUAUCUAUAAAAAAGCAAAUGUUAAUCAAGAGUUAAACAGUAAAAAUGCAGGUGGUUUUACUCUUAAUAUAUAAAUAU
Molecule: messenger RNA, 3577 nt
Organism: Choloepus didactylus (southern two-toed sloth)
Lineage: Eukaryota; Metazoa; Chordata; Mammalia; Pilosa; Megalonychidae
Gene: CFAP69
Product: cilia and flagella associated protein 69
Biological process (GO): response to odorant; olfactory behavior; positive regulation of flagellated sperm motility
Cellular component (GO): sperm midpiece; non-motile cilium
Source: RefSeq, a predicted model, not a curated record